AUGAAAGUUGAUGUGGAAGUGGUUUCUAAUGAGAUUAUCAAGCCCUCAUCUCCAACCCUCGACCACCUUCGCCAUUACCAACUAUCUUACCUUGACCAACUCUCUCCCCAUACAUACAAUCCUUUAGUCUUAUUUUAUGAGUUAGAUCAUGAUGAUGAUGAUCAUCAUGAUCAUAAUAAGUCCAAAAUCAACGAAAUGUCAAAUAAGAUUAAGAACUCUUUAUCGGAGGUCUUAACUCUCUUUUACCCUCUAGCCGGGCGAGUCAAGAACGACCGUUUCAUUGACUGUAACGACGAGGGAGUUUCUUACACAGUCACCCGAGUCAAAUCCCCGUGCCAUCUUUCCCAAGCCAUAAAGAAUCCCCUCCCGACUGAACUCUGCAACUUCCUUCCCUUCCAACUCCAUGAACUCAAUAAAUUCCCCAUAGGAGUCCAACUCAAUGUCUUCGAUCGUGGUGGAGUUGCUCUUGGCAUAUGCAUUUCACAUCAGAUUGCUGACGCGCUAUCCUGCAUAUUCUUCAUCAAAACUUGGAUGGCCAUGGCUCGCGGAGAAGCAAAUCAUAUAGCACAUCCUGAAUUCGUUUCGGCAAAGCUUUUCCCGCCGUUGGAUGAUCCCAACUACGAUCCAAAGAUCGGAAUCACGAGAGAGGUCAUAUCAAAGAGGUUUGUAUUUGAAGCCUCUACUAUAGAGACGAUUAGGUCAAAGUACGAGCAAAAAACAAGAAUGGAGGGGGAGAGACGGCCGUCUCGAGUGGAGGCCUUGUCUGCUUUCAUUUGGAGUCGUUUCUUGGCGGCAACCAGUUGUGAUGACGACGACGAACGUUGUGCCACAGCCGAGAAAGUUUACGCGGUGGUUCAUCCUGUAAAUCUUCGUCGAAAGUUAGAUCCGCCGCUACCGGACCAUUCUUUUGGAAACCUUUAUCGGAGUAGCAUCGUUCUAUUGCCUUCAACGAGCUUAAGUUCUUCUGAGGAAGAGGACUGCGGUUACGAGGUGAUGAAGCAAAUAAGGGGAGGGUUUAAAAAGAUGGACGUGGAUUAUCUGAGAAAGGUUCAAGAAGGAGAGGAUGAAGGCUUACAACAUCUUAUGAAAUAUGCAGAAGAAUUAUUCAUGAAAGGGGGUCAGUUGAUUUCGUUUAGUUUCACAAGUUUAUGUAGGUUUCCUAUCUAUGACGCUGACUUUGGUUGGGGUAAGCCAGCCUGGGUCAGCUCAGCCUCUUUGACUUUCGAUAAUCUUGUGGCUUUCAUGGACACUCGAACGGGGAAUGGAAUCGAAGCAUAUGUUUCAUUGAAGGAAGAAAAUAUGGUUAAGCUUGAAGACGACAAGGAGUUCCUUAAAGCCGUUUCUCCACUCUGA
Molecule: messenger RNA, 1353 nt
Organism: Humulus lupulus (European hop)
Lineage: Eukaryota; Viridiplantae; Streptophyta; Magnoliopsida; Rosales; Cannabaceae
Product: stemmadenine O-acetyltransferase-like
Exons: 1
Coding region: 1-1353 (450 amino acids)
Source: RefSeq, a predicted model, not a curated record